Messenger RNA from Phyllostomus discolor (pale spear-nosed bat), 2316 nucleotides. RefSeq names its product collagen like tail subunit of asymmetric acetylcholinesterase (gene COLQ). Gene Ontology annotation, molecular function: heparin binding. Bases 668 to 2053 code for a protein of 461 amino acids. The record is from RefSeq and is a predicted model, not a curated record. NCBI's taxonomy places the organism in Eukaryota, Metazoa, Chordata, Mammalia, Chiroptera, Phyllostomidae. The transcript is spliced from 17 exons.
UUUGCAACUUCUGAAGAGAGAAUAAACACUUUUCAUGGAAAAAAGCUGUUUUGGAAAAUAUAACACCUCUGCCCCCAGUUUUUAUUGGAUAGUUCAAGCGAAAAAAAUCCAAGGUCAACUUCGUAUUUGUCUCCCAGUGGGUAAAAGUGCCACAGGCUGACAGCAGAAGGACUUGUGUCCACGGAAACUCAUCUUGAAUCAGCAAAGUCGGUUCUGCAGUGCUGCAGGGCACCUAGGGAGUUGCUGGUGGGUGAUCAAUGGGAAAGUCCACCUGCCCUGGAGGACCGCUUCCACCGAGCACUGAGGCUUAGCUGACUUUUCACCACCUCUUCCGUGGCCACUUAUCUCAGUCUCCAAAAAAGAAAAUUCUGACAUCUUAACUUUAAUGUGGACAUUUUAUCCAGUGCUUGAGAUAAAUAUAACCCUGAGUAGUACGGAGAAGGUUUAAUGGGAAAUGGUUGGCAUUCCUUCUUGGUAGAGGCGCAGCGAAAGGAGAAAGGGAGAGAGAGAGGGAGGGAGAGACAGAGAGAGAGAGAGAGAGGGAGGGAGAGAGAGAGAGGAGAGAGGCGAACAGCAGUGGGGAAGACAAAAGCAGAGAUAAGAAGGCUCCAAGGCAGCCUGGACGCCAGGCUGCUGAGAACCUGACACUUUCCAGACCCCAGCCAGCAUGGUGAUCCUGAAUCCAAUGACUCUGGGAAUUUACCUUCAGCUUUUCUUCCGCUUUGUGGUGUCUCAGCCUACCUUCAUCAACAGUGUCCUCCCCAUUUCAGCAGCCCUUCCUGGCCUGGAUCAGAAGAAGCGUGGCAGCCACAAAGCAUGCUGCAUGCUGACGCCCCCUCCACCCCCACUGUUCCCACCGCCAUUCUUCAGAGGGGGCCGGAGUACGCUCCUCUCCCCAGACAUGGAGAACCUCAUCCUGGAACUGGAGACCACGCCAUCCCCGUGUGCGCAAGGAUCGCUCGGCUCCCCUGGGCCUCCUGGCCCCCAGGGUCCACCGGGGCUUCCAGGCAAGACGGGACCAAAGGGAGAAAAGGGGGAGCUUGGCCGACCAGGAAGGAAGGGUAGACCUGGCCCCCCGGGUGUUCCUGGCAUGCCUGGGCCCAUCGGCUGGCCUGGCCCUGAAGGACCCAGGGGAGAAAAAGGUGACCUGGGUCUGAUGGGCUUACCAGGGUCAAGAGGACCAAUGGGCUCCAAGGGCUACCCCGGAUCCAGAGGGGAAAAGGGAUCCAGAGGUGAAAGGGGGGACUUUGGUCCCAAAGGAGAAAAGGGCUUCCCAGGAUUUCCUGGAAUGCUGGGGCAGAAAGGCGAAAUGGGUCCGAAGGGUGAGCCUGGAAUAGCAGGACACCGGGGACCCACAGGAAGACCAGGAAAACGAGGCAAGCAGGGUCAGAAGGGAGAGAGUGGAGUUAUAGGCCCACCAGGCAAGCCUGGGCCUUCUGGUCAACCAGGCCGCCAGGGCCCCCCAGGUCCCCCUGGACCCUCAGGCCCCCCAUCUGCAGGACAACUUGUCAUGGGACCCAAAGGAGAAAGAGGAUUUCCCGGGCCUCCAGGAAGAUGUCUUUGCGGAACCCCGCUGAAUGUGAACAACCCUUCGUACGGGGAAUCCAUGUAUGGGCCCAACUCCCCGCGAGUUCCUGCGAUUUUUGUGGUCAACAACCAGGAGGAGCUUGAGAGGCUGAACACCAGAAAUGCCAUUGCCUUCCGCAAAGACCAGAGAUCUCUGUACUUCAAGGACAGCCUGGGCUGGCUCCCCAUCCAGCUGACCCCUUUCUACCCUGUGGACUACACUGUAGACCAGCGAGGCUCCUGUGGGGAUGGGGUCCUGCAGCCCGGGGAGGAGUGUGACGACGGGAACAAUGAUGCCGGUGACGACUGCAUCAGCUGCCACCGGGCAUACUGUGGAGAUGGUCACCGGCACAAGGGUGUGGAAGACUGUGACGGCUCUGACUUUGGCCACCUGACGUGUGAGACCUAUCUCCCUGGGUCAUACGGGGACCUGCAGUGCACCCCCUACUGCUACAUCGACUCCACACCCUGCCGCUACUUCACCUGAGGAUGCCGGGAGGUGGGCUGCAUCGCAUGCACCUGCAGCAGCUUCUCCACCCUCACUAAACUGACCUCGCAUCUGCCUGGUCCAGUGUCACCACCUUCAUCUGACGAAAACAAGGACAAACUCUUGCUGCUAAGACAUGCUUUUAACUCAGUCCAACUGGAAGAACUCAAGACCACUGCAUCCUGUCUUAAUCCAAAGUACUGGAAAACCUCCCCCAUGCCCGGCAUGGGGCCUGUGACCCAUCGCUCCCGUCGGGCCAGUAG